AUGGCGACUUUAACGUUAACCAAUCGAAAGCCCCAGCUUUUUACAUGCCUCGCUUGUCAAAUAGCCUUUUAUUCCGCCGAGUUACAAAGAGAUCAUUAUGCGACGGAUUGGCAUAGAUAUAAUCUUAAACGCAAAGUUGCCGAACUGCCUCCUAUCACAUCAGAGGUUUUCGCUCAAAAGCUAAUUGAUCAGCAAGCCCAGAGCCAAUCUGACGCAGAAAAAGCUAGUUUUAGGGCUGAAUGCUAUGUUUGCAGUAAAACUUACUAUUCUGAAAACGCUUAUGCAAAUCACCUCCAAUCCAACAAGCAUAAAUUAGCAGAGGCAAAAGGCAUUAAUCAAGUAAAGAAAUAUACUCUCAAUAAUAAUCGGUCUGAAACGGCCUCGUCAAAGCCCGCACCGAGGGCUUCUGAAAAUAAAUCAUCCGAUGAAAUAGCAGAAAUAUCUGCGGAUAUGGAAGAAAUGUCCGUAAUUGACAAAAAAAUUGCCAAUGCAGUUAAACUCGAAGAGGAGGAUUGUCUUUUCUGUGCUGAGAAAUCUGCUUCAUUUGAUGAGAAUAUGGAGCAUAUGACGAAAGUCCACAGUUUGUUUAUUCCUGAAAUCGAAUACCUGACCGAUUUACGUGGUUUAAUAAAAUACCUUGGAGAGAAGAUUACGGUUGGCAAUAUUUGUCUGUAUUGUAACGGACGAGGAAAGAGUUGGAAAAGUCUGGAAGCUGUAAGAAAACAUAUGCUGGAUAAGGGACAUUGUUCCAUUGCUUAUGAUAGGGAUGAAGAUAUAAUGGAGAUUUCAGAUUAUUACGAUUUUACUUCAAGCUAUUCUGAUGACCACUCGAAAGUCUACGUUGAUAACUCUGAACUUGUCCUCCCAUCAGGGGCUCGCAUUGGUCAUCGUUCUCUGCGGCUUUAUUACAAACAAAACUUACGUCCUCGAGAGGAACGCGAUUCUGUGAUAAUAAACCGAUUGCUUACGCAUUACACCGACAACUUUGGUUAUCAACAUAAUUCCGGCGGUAUAAUGAUUGUUCGUGACGAAACCACCCGCAUGUCGAGAGUUGAACGCUUUGCUGACCAGAAAUCGAGAGCUGAAUUCACAGCGCGCAUAGGAAUAAAGGGCAAUAGGCUGCAGAAACACUAUAGACCUCAAAUUUUGUAG
Messenger RNA from Paraglomus occultum, 1152 nucleotides. Lineage: Eukaryota; Fungi; Glomeromycota; Glomeromycetes; Paraglomerales; Paraglomeraceae. The record is from the annotation of a GenBank genome assembly.